Molecule: messenger RNA, 714 nt
Organism: Westerdykella ornata
Lineage: Eukaryota; Fungi; Ascomycota; Dothideomycetes; Pleosporales; Sporormiaceae
Exons: 2
Coding region: 1-714 (237 amino acids)
Source: RefSeq, a predicted model, not a curated record
AUGCUCGGCCAAACCGCUCUUCUGGCUCUUGCCGCCCUCCUCCCUGCCUCCCUUGGACAAGUAAUCGAGGGCUUCGAAAAUGGUUGGGAUCAAACUACGUGGCCCACCUACGCAGCCGAUUGCAGUCAAGGUGGCAAGGUCAGCCUCGACAGCUCAAAUGCGCACAGCGGAAAGAACUCAAUUAGGGUUGAUGGGGCAGGUGGAUACUGCGGACACAUUUUCGUUGGCACGAACAAGGUCCCCAGCGGCGACGUUUAUGUUCGAACAUGGCUGAAAGCCUCCAAGGCGUUCACGGACUCGCACGUUACAUUCAUCACCAUGCCAGACUCCGCUCAAGGAACCAAGAAGCAUCUCAGAAUCGGCGGCCAGAGCAAGAUCCUCAUGUAUAAUAGAGAGAGCGAUGACGCCACGCUGCCUGAGUUAUCUCCCCAGGGUAUCGCUUCCUCUACCAGCCUGCCUGCAAACCAGUGGAAGUGCUUCGAGUAUCACCUUGGCCCUGAUGGCAGCAUUGAGACUUGGUUGGACGGCAACGUCAUUGCUGGUCUCACUGUCAAGUCCGGUGUCUCCAAUCCCUAUGCUUCUCAGUGGCAGAGGAGCAGCAUCAAGCCUAAGGUCACGGGCAUUUACUUCGGUUGGGAGUCCUAUGGCGGAGAUUCCAACACCUUCUGGUAUGAUGACAUCGCGAUCAACUCAACUCGCAUUGGAUGCACAUAA